Messenger RNA from Nelumbo nucifera (sacred lotus), 2001 nucleotides. NCBI's taxonomy places the organism in Eukaryota, Viridiplantae, Streptophyta, Magnoliopsida, Proteales, Nelumbonaceae. The record is from RefSeq and is a predicted model, not a curated record.
AUGGACCCAAGUUGUAAGAGGCGUAUCGGCUACAUCUGUGCCCCUUUCUAUGGAUGUUUUUGUGUGAGCGCUUUGACCUCAGCGUCACACCUCGCCCUCUUUCCCCGAUUCAUGUUGAUGUUGCCACCACGGAGGGGGACGAGUCUGAAGAGAAGGUGAUCGAGGCCUGUAGGGGGAAACGCUGGCUCCAAGCUAACGGACAUAAGUGGUUCAAAAUGAGCGAGAUUGACUAUAAGAUGGUUUCCCUCGAUGGGUUCGUAUGGAGGCCGUACACGCAGGUUGUGUCUCACGCAAUGCCAUUCUGUGUCGGCAUUUCGGUUCCAAAAGGCGGCGAUCAGCAAUGCUGGGGUCAAAUACCUUGAUCGCACCGGCGAGGCUCAGUUGGUUGUUUACCAUCUAGACCGGGUGCUCUAGCAGUUUGGUUACUAUGAAAUGGGCGCCCGAUUCUUGCAGUCCUCAGGAAAGAUGUUUUCUAGGUCUGACGCCAUGACCUUGCAUUUCCUGGCUGUUCACGAUUCCCUAUUGCAGGGUAUUUGAGGGUAUAAGUCCCUCCAUUUUGCCUAUCUUUGCGCGUUGUUUGGGGAUUUUCAAAUGUUGAUGAGAACAAACCCUCACCUGCGCCAAAGUCUUAGUUCCUCUUGAAGAUCAUGCUACCAAGCAAGGUGAGAGUCCAACUGCUCCUACAUCGCACCCCCCCAAAAAAAGUGAGCACAAAACAUGAGCAGAAGCGCCCGAUUUUAGAGGAGGGAGAGAGUAGCCAUCCUCCUGUGGCGAAGAGGCCGAGGUCAGCAAGAGUGCCUCGCCCAGCUCAGCCAUCAGUUGUACCACAACUUGCUGGCUCAGACAUGGCUUCAUCGCAAACACGGGAAUGUUGGACUAAGGCCAUGCAAGAGCCCCCUGCUCCAACACCCAAGGAGAAAGAUCGCUCUGACGUAGAAUCAGCGCAGUCAACAAUUGUUGUCCCUCCCAAGAAGGUUACUUGUGUCCGUUUCUCAAGUGGACGCGUGAAGAAGAUGGCUCCCCGACCUCAGAAGAGGGGGCCAGAAGGAGAAGACUCGUUUAUGGAGACCAACGAUGUUCCACUGGAUUCCUUGUGAGAUGGACCCAUCUACUAUGCCAGUCCAGCCGGUCAUCACUGUUACAAGAAGUACAACCAUCGCAGCCCCCAAUCAGGGCCAGGAGGCUGCUGAAAAUGCUGGCGUUGGUGGUAACGCUCCAGCUGCCGUGGCACAAGAAGAAGAAGAUCCUAUGGGAGCAUCUGAACCUCUCGUAUCUAGAUCGCAUUGGAGCAAUGUUGAAGUGCGAGAGACCCCUACUGUCGUGGUGUGAGUUGAGGCACCGUGUGAAACGCCAGUGCCGGAAACUCAUCGCGAGGAGGCCUCCACUCUUGCUGCCGCUGUCGAGGCCAAAGUUCCCACACUAACCCAGAGAUCCAGAUUGAGGAAGAGGCCGAAGCCCCCGCUGACCCGGAAGUCCAGCCUGAAGAUGAAAUCACAAGAUCGGGGGUGGUGUCACUGGUUGAGGGUUGUCGUAUGAUGAGGAGCUUGCUCUAGUCCAGGAGGAGCUCACGGAGUAUUGCAACAAGAACAACAUUAUCUCCUUGGGCUACGAUGUCGUAAACCCCAUGCAUAUCCAGGGGCUUCAUAGGAUUGGCUGGUAUUUUGUGUCAAGCUUAGUGGCGAAAUUUGCUGCAGUCAUCAUCCACAGUGGUUUGUUACCACCUGCUGCCCUUUCCCCGAUGGUCGUAGGGCCAGCCCUUAAUACUAUUGCGACCAUGAUGGACUGCAUCAUGAACUAACCCUACGAUGAACUCUCAUGGUGAGAUUUUGCUCGGUGGCUGAAGACUUGUGAGUGUUUUUCUAUUAUGGGCUUCCAUAUGAAGCAGAUUGAGGAACGUGUUAUCAUGUUAGCCCAUUCAUUCCGGAAGGUUGGUCUCGGGGUGUCGUAGUCCGUGUUUGGUCAGUCGCUGAAGGAUGUGCGCAUCCGUCUAAGAAUGGUCAA